AUGCCGGGAACGAGCCCAAAUCCAGCUCUUGAUGGAGAGUCAAGAGUCACCGAGAUCAUCGCCAUCUUAUCUGUGACAACAACGCUGUCGACCCUUAUUGUUGUCUUAAGAUGUUAUACUCGAGCUUUCAUCCUCAAAAGUUUCGGCCCGGAUGACGUGGUUAUGGUGCCGGCACAGGCAUUGACAAUUGCUGCUGCGGUCGCCAUCGGACUCGAGACGAAGUAUGGUCUUGGUCGCCAUUACUGGACGGUGCCAGAUGAGCAUUAUAUCCCCUACAUGAAGGCCUUCUACAGCUCGAUCAUUGUCUACAAUAUCGCCGUUUGCCUGACUAAGAUAUCCAUACUGCUAUUGUAUCGGCGUGUAUUUUCGAAUACUACUCUGAACAAAAUCCUUCUCGUCGGUCUCAUGUUUUUGUCGGCAUGGGGGAUCACCCUCUGCUUUCUGCUUCCGCUUGUCUGCGUACCUGUCUCGGCUUUCUGGGACCCGACUCACAACACGGGGCACUGCCUUAACAGCCAAACCAUCUGGCAGAAGCUCUUGCUACUGUGCGUCUUCACAAUGGGAGUUUUUCCAUGUGCCGUAGCCAUAUACCGCAUACACACUCUCUACGACCUUUCCCAGUCCUCAGACGACCCAACGUGGGAUAACGUCGACGCCGCGACCUUCUCUAUGCUUGAACUGACUGUUGGCAUCAUGGCGACCUGCUUACCAACCAUCCGACCCAUACUGAUUCGUGCGCUCCCCAAAAUCUUUGCCAGCAACGGUAGUCUGAACGUUCUCCCUUCCAGUCAUGGCAAUAAUGGGCGCUCCGGGGUCGCAAACUCGCGAUUUAGCCGUCGCGAUGCUCGAACAGGAUUUAAAGGUCUACACAGCAACCCAUCUAGGUCACCAUCACGUCCUCCAUCUCCCUAUAAGCUCAAUUCGGACGGAGGCAGAGAUAGCGCUAGCAACGGCCGUUUGGGUUUGCACUCCUCUAUCAGCAACGAAGCCUUACACAGCUACCACGACAGUCGUAAGGCAGAUGACCUUGGUCCCCUGUCGAUCUUUCCCCGAAACCUCAGGGAGUCCGAUCAUGAUAUCGAAAUGGUUGGGGAGCUAAAGGCUGCACCUGUUUCAAGCGUAGAUCGGCUCUAUAGUGUAAGCGUGGUUGGAGGCUACGAGUUGCGGGAUGCUAAAAAGCAGAACAAAAAACAUGAUCAAGAACUCAACCCAGCCCUCAGGGGUAUCACGACGACAACGAUAGUUACACAGCACAUCAGUUUUACCGGAGAAAGUCUGGAAGACAUUGGAAUUGAUUACCCUAUGGGUACUCGUCAGCGCCCCGUACUAAAGCGUGUUUUAAGCACCUGA
This is a messenger RNA of Thermochaetoides thermophila DSM 1495, 1350 nucleotides long. RefSeq lists its product as uncharacterized. NCBI's taxonomy places the organism in Eukaryota, Fungi, Ascomycota, Sordariomycetes, Sordariales, Chaetomiaceae. The record is from RefSeq and is a predicted model, not a curated record. The coding region runs from base 1 to 1350 and encodes 449 amino acids. The transcript is spliced from 7 exons.